CCACAAUUACGAUAAUUCUGAUCCAUUUUCUCAUCCAAUGCAUAAUGAUAAUGAAUGGAAUGUUUUUGAUAGUGAUGAUGAUAUUAGUAGAGAUUUGCCAAGACUAACUCCAUCCAAACAAAUUAAUUCAAGCAAUGAGAGAAGAAUAUCUCCUAAAAUUAUUGUUCCAGCAGAACAAAAUAAACAAUUUUAUCAAAAUAAUUAUUUACCAAAUAAUAUUCAAUCUCCUCCACCAAUGAAAAGAAUCAUUAAAAAAUCACGUUUGGUCAGUAUACAUGAUGGUAGACCAUUAAGCGAUUUUGUGGAGACUGUGCAUUAUGAGCCGAUAAAUUAUUGUUAG
Meloidogyne enterolobii is the source of this 340-nucleotide messenger RNA. Lineage: Eukaryota; Metazoa; Nematoda; Chromadorea; Rhabditida; Meloidogynidae. The record is from the annotation of a GenBank genome assembly.